AUGCAAUUCACCACUCUAGCUUUAACUGCCCUCGCCUCCGCUCAAGCUGUCUUUGCUGCUUCCGGCUCCCAAGAGUUCGUUACUUUGGCCAUCGCCUCAGGUUCUGGUUUGCAGUACACAAGUUUCACUGCUAAGGGUGAUGACUUAUACUUCGGUUCUGGUUCCGAUGCCCUAGCUGCUAAUGUCACCGACUGUGGAUUUUUGCAAUUUACAGAUGGUUCCUAUGCUUACAUUGAAGCUGAUGGCUCUUUCAAGAAAGGCAGCCGCCAGUCGGCUAUGCCUGGUUUUGUAAUCAAGGAUGGUAGUUUAAAGUACAACAACCACAGUUUCUAUGGUGUUAAAGAUGGGGAACACUACAAAAUUUCUAGCGUGGCCGGCUCCGAAGAUUCCAUAGGCGUUCUUGUUAGAGCUCUUUCUCCAGAAGGUGGUGUUAAUUCAGUUCCAGACUAUACCCCUGAUGGCAAGGAUUGCUGGGCCGUCGGUCCUCCAGUUUCCUUUAGCAAAAGGGAUGUCGCUUCUGUAAGCUCCGGUAAUGGUGCUGCCCAAUUAGGUUCACAAGCAUCCCUCGGUGUAGGUGCCGCUGCUGCCGUAGCUGCUAUGUUAUUAUAA
This is a messenger RNA of Zygosaccharomyces rouxii, 609 nucleotides long. RefSeq lists its product as uncharacterized. The transcript has a single exon. NCBI's taxonomy places the organism in Eukaryota, Fungi, Ascomycota, Saccharomycetes, Saccharomycetales, Saccharomycetaceae. The record is from RefSeq and is a predicted model, not a curated record. Bases 1 to 609 code for a protein of 202 amino acids.